AUGUCCUGGCAAGGCAAGUCCACCGCCUUCGUGUCGCAACCCCUCCUUCGCGGCACCGAAUCCCUGGUUGGCACCGGCCAUGUGGACAAGGGCGCCAUCAUCAGUGUUGCCGGAGACAGCGCGUGGGCAGCGUCUGCCGACCUCCAGCUCAAGCCGGAGGAGAUGAAGGUCAUCGCCUCCAUCGUCAGCGGCGACUCUGCCGCCAAGGACAGGGCCUUUGCUGACGGCCUGUUUAUCGCCGGCAACCGAUACGUCGUGGCCCGCGCCGAGGACCGGAGUAUCUAUGCGCGAGCGGGCCGGACCGGCGUCGCCAUCGCCAAGACCAAGCAGGCCAUUGUCGUCGGCCACCAUGGAGAGACCCAGGUCGCUGGCAACGCCACCUCGACCGUCGAGAGCUUGGCCGACUACCUGAUCGGCCAGGGAUACUAA
Purpureocillium lilacinum is the source of this 429-nucleotide messenger RNA. RefSeq names its product profilin, required for normal timing of actin polymerization in response to thermal stress. Gene Ontology annotation, cellular component: cell cortex. Gene Ontology annotation, molecular function: actin monomer binding. NCBI's taxonomy places the organism in Eukaryota, Fungi, Ascomycota, Sordariomycetes, Hypocreales, Ophiocordycipitaceae. The record is from RefSeq and is a predicted model, not a curated record.